AUGCCCAAUUCAAUGAAAGACCCACUUAAUGAAAAACAGAGUGAGACAGGCACAAACGACCGACCAGAUUCUAUAAGGACAACUACUACAAUGAUGCCUGAGACAAAUUGGAACAGUAUUUACACAGCAAGUAUGCUUUCCUUUAUUGGAACAGUCCAAUUCUCACUUUAUUUCUCUUCAAUGUGGCCAUACGUACAAAUUAUUGACCGCUCAAUAAACGAAACAAUGUUUGGAUGGAUUAUAGCAAUAUACAGCGUUGGACAAAUAAUUUCUGCCCCAUUAUUCGGCUAUUGGAGUAACAAAAUUCAACAAGUCCGUCUUCCCCUUUUUGUUGGACUAGCACUUAUGUUUAUGGGAAAUCUUUGUUAUCUGAGCUUAGAAUUAACAACAAUACCCAAAUUAUAUAUUCUUUUAUUUGGAAGGUUUAUGACGGGGAUGGGCUCUGGGAAUGUUUGUUUAUUGAGAACAUAUGCCUCAACAGCCUCCACUAGCAAGGAUCGUUUAAGAGCUAUAGCUUUUGUCACUUGCGGGCAGGCGCUAGGUGCAACCAGUGGUCCCGCAUUCCAACUUUUAUUCACUUCAUUUACAUAUCCGGGCACUACACUCCUCGGACAUUUACGAUUUAAUUUGUUUACUGGACCUGCAUUUUUGGCUUGUACAAUGAAUUUAUUUGGUACAAUUAUUUUGCUAUUUAUUUUCAAAGAAGUAUAUGCGGGUCUGCACCAUGAAGAAUAUAAUAAAAUUGUUCGGGUUGAAAAUGGGGAAAGCAACAGAUCAGAAACAGCUACAACAAAGGCAAGUUUUACGAAAAUUGUAAAACUUGGCUCAGUAAAUUCUCUAACAUCUUCAUUGCCUUCAAAAUUACCCCCCUACGAUUUAAUUGCUUGUUUUGUUUGUUAUCUAAGUCGAUUUACCCAAAUGUUUGUCCAAACAAAUUUGGAAACAAUAGGAAGUCCUUUUUCUAUGACAAUGUUUGGAAUGACUGAACAAAAAUCCGUGGAAGUUAUUUCUAUUGCCCAAGCAUUGGUUGGCUCUAUAACUUUUGCUACUUAUAUUUUUUAUAUUUAUUUUAAAUCUUCGAAUAUGGAAUUAAAUUUCCGACUAAGUUGUAUUUUGUCUAUAUUAGGCCUUGGAGCUUUUCAUAUAGUGACUUUUCCGUGGCCUUUCCUAAGCAAUCCGCUUCAAGUUUAUACAGAGAAAGAAAGACUUGCUUAUAAAGUAGAACAUUUACCUGCUGACUUGGAACCUGUUGGGUGUAAUACAGACAAAUUUGAGUGGGUUUUUAAUAUUAUUGUAAAUUAA
This is a messenger RNA of Meloidogyne enterolobii, 1302 nucleotides long. The record is from the annotation of a GenBank genome assembly. NCBI's taxonomy places the organism in Eukaryota, Metazoa, Nematoda, Chromadorea, Rhabditida, Meloidogynidae.